UUUACCUCAGUCGGCACUAGGUGGCUGGCAAGUUCCCGCGUACCUAACAAUUUCCGUACUCUGUAAACAGAUUCGCUGCCGGUCAUGUCCGAGGCAUACUGUUGGCUCUUGAUUUGGCUUUAUCUGUUGCCCAGAAAAGGAGGCAUGUGUUCUCCCUGCAGCGAACAGGGUCCGGCCACAAGGCCGAAUUGCUCGUCGUCCUUUGGAAUCCGCUGCGGCAACAGUACAAGGUACUUCUGCCACCUCCAGCUGGGGGAAUACUGCACGAGAGACAAUGCGGAGGACCAAUGCCUGCCAGGACUGACGUGCAGCUGCCACAAGUGCAUGGGCUGCACCAGCUCGGGCAUCUGCUUAUUGGACCUGUGUCCCUACUAUUGGAUGUCCUGAGCAACACAAGCUUCAUUGUUGGUUGUUGGUGUCGAGAUAACUGGAUGCGUUGUGUGGCGGAUUUAUUAUUAUCAUCUGUGGAGAACAUGAAUAAAGCAGGCGAGAGACUGCAAUCAGCUCCCGAUAGCAAGCAGGGAUCGCAAUGCAAAGGAUUGACCGGUUUUUUUUGGUGAAGUUUUGACAUAAAUAGUGGAGGUGUGAGACGUAGAUGGAUAGCCACAGUGUACUUGUCUUACUUGUGCCUGGGUUUAGGAUGGCGUACUGCUGGCGGUGGUUUUAGCUGCGGCCUGCCUCUUUUUGACGCCCCAGUUGUACACUCGCGCCAUGUUCACCUCCGUUGUGGUUAUUU
Messenger RNA from Drosophila obscura, 736 nucleotides. RefSeq lists its product as uncharacterized. NCBI's taxonomy places the organism in Eukaryota, Metazoa, Arthropoda, Insecta, Diptera, Drosophilidae. The record is from RefSeq and is a predicted model, not a curated record. The transcript has 2 exons. The coding region runs from base 85 to 387 and encodes 100 amino acids.